AUGGAAACUAGAUCUGCUAAGAGGAAAAGGCUGUUGAAUCGAGUCCGCUCUUCACCGGACGGCGAUGAUCGUCUCAGUGAUCUCCCCGAUGCUAUUCUCCACCACAUUUUUUUCCUCCUCCCCAUCAAAACCGUCGCUCAAACCAGCGUUCUCUCGAAGCGAUGGAGGCAGCUCUGGUACUCCUUCCCCGAUCUCGAUUUCACCACCAUCAAUCCUUUCGCCAAUGCGCCCGUCAAAAUCAGCUCCACCGGCCGGAAAAAAGUGCAUUCCUGGAUCGCAAACGGAGCCGACUCCAUCAAUCAGGUUUUGGCUCUCCGCGACCGGAAUUCCCCGAUAAGAGCGCUCCGAUUCCGUGCUCACGUCACUUUCUCCCGUCUCAACCGCCUAAUGCGCCGUGCCGUUAAGCUUAAUGUUCAGGAACUCGAUAUUGAGGUCGCGACGAACGAUUAUUUCAAUUUCCCUCGGAGUGUCAUUUCCUGCGAGACGUUGAGGGUUUUCAAGCUGAAAUCUCGUUAUCCUGGAUUCAGAUUGCCGCCUUCUCCGAUCAUGAAAGGUGGAUUUCAAUCGCUUCACACGUUAUCCUUGUCCUAUAUCAUCUUGUACGAUCAGCCUUCGCUUCUGAAUUUGUUCACGGAUUCGUCUUUUCCUUUGCUCAAGAAGUUGAACCUCGACGGGUGCAACGGGCUAAUGCAUCUGAACGUGAGUUGUCGAGCGCUGGAAGAAUUAAGCCUGGAGAAUUGUUGCCAGCUGGAGCAUUUGGAUAUUGUGGGAUCAAAGCUGGAGAGGUUACGAGUGAUAAGCUGCUUCGAUUCCUAUAGCAAUGACAGUUUGGUUAAAAUUGAUGCGCAAAGACUGGAAUCCAUUUUCUGGUCCAACAAUACCAUCACUGAUAAAUGUUGUUUACAGAAUUUAAUAUCAUUGCAUGGAGCGUUCAUUGGCUUCUUCAUCCUUUUCGAGGACCUCAGUGCGGUGAAGCUUCGUAGCGUAUCCAAUUUUUUGUCAGGGAUUGCUUCUUCCCAGUGCUUAAUUCUCGAAUAUCAAUGUGUUGAGAUUCUGUCAAAGAACAAUCACAUUGCAGGUGUCUCGCUGUGUUGUUUCAGCAAACUCCAAUCCCUGGAAUUACACACUGGAUUCAACAAGCACAACAUUCCAGGAUUAGCAAACCUCUUCAGGAGUGCUCCAGCUAUCCACACACUCAUAAUCAAGAUUAUCAACGAUCACAAUGUCGAAAGAAGACCCUGGAACAGGGACCUAUGGCAGCUAUCUAGCACUGUGGAAGAGAGGUUCUGGGAGUCACAAAGUCAAGUGAUGAAGUCCUUUUUGCAGCACCUAAAGAUUGUAAAGAUUCAUGGAUUUUCCGAGUGCGAGAACGAGAUUAGCUUAGUGAAGUUCCUGCUGAAGCAUGGAAAAGUGUUGGAAGAAAUGUUCCUAUACGGAGGAUUUUCCAAGUCCAGAGACUCACUACACCGAGAAAAAAUAAAAUCUCAGAUAAUGGGGUUUUCUCGUGCAUCUGGUAAUGCUAAGAUUGCAUUUGACUAG
Molecule: messenger RNA, 1539 nt
Organism: Ipomoea triloba (trilobed morning glory)
Lineage: Eukaryota; Viridiplantae; Streptophyta; Magnoliopsida; Solanales; Convolvulaceae
Product: putative F-box/FBD/LRR-repeat protein At4g03220
Exons: 3
Coding region: 1-1539 (512 amino acids)
Molecular function (GO): protein binding
Source: RefSeq, a predicted model, not a curated record